Molecule: messenger RNA, 975 nt
Organism: Symbiodinium sp. CCMP2592
Lineage: Eukaryota; Dinophyceae; Suessiales; Symbiodiniaceae
Source: the annotation of a GenBank genome assembly
AUGGCAAAGAAAAAGUGGACGCAUCCUCGUGCUUUGAAGAAAGGGACUCUUUGUUUGCAGGGAACCAAAAGCUGUCGUGGAGGUGGCAGCUCCAAGAACUACCCUGCCUACACUCCGUCAAGUCAGAAGGAUCCCCCGGAAGCACGCAGAGGUCGUGAGAAACUGGCUCUGACUGGUGAGGCUUUUCGCAAGCUUUCUUCAAGGAAGUUGUUGACUCACUUACAGCAGCUAGGACACGUUCCACGACUGGUCAAAGGAGGUCCGUGUGUUUACUGUGGCAAGCCUCUGUCAAACAAGGGGUGCCCGCCAUUGCCUGUCAUUUUGGCAGGCACUGGAGCGAAAUACUUUAGGUGCACAACCAGGCCGUGCAAUCGACAACAGCAUGUUCUCACGGCGAGCCCGGUCUUCAGCACAGGGCGCGGCGAGGAUGUGCUGCCUUUGCGAACGCAGGUGCUUCUGUUCUGGCACAUAGCCUGGAGGACUCCUUUGCGGCAGAUCCGGGCAGAGUUGGGCAUGAACGACAAAAGGAUUGCCGCUGCGCAGAGCAAAUGGCGAUCCGCUCUUGCUGACUACGUGCAGGAGAUGCAAUGCAAGACCCAGGGUGGUGACUACAAGGAGGUAGAAGCGGACGAGUGCGUUGUCAGGAAGCAGUUUGUGGCGGACCAAGUGGCCUGGCAGGGUUGGGUAGGCUCCAAAGAACGAGGAGUCAAACGUUCUCUCGUGCUGGAGAAAAGGCCGUUCGAACGUUCCUUGAGCAAGCGGAAGAAGACCGGCUUUGCGUGCCCGCUUCCGCUCAGCUGUGAGGAAUGGAAGUCAUACUGUACGAAACAUGUGGCAUCUCAGACCAUUCUUCAUGUUGACGGGGCCCAAGCCUAUGCGACCCAGGUUGAUGACAAGGAGAUCAGACGCGAUACUGUUUCCCACUCGAACAAGAAGGGCGGACCCUUCUUCGUGAAAGCCUGCGACCACAAGUGA